This is a messenger RNA of Cylicostephanus goldi, 1097 nucleotides long. Lineage: Eukaryota; Metazoa; Nematoda; Chromadorea; Rhabditida; Strongylidae. The record is from the annotation of a GenBank genome assembly.
AUGAAGGAGAGGCACCUCGGUUGCAAGCUGGAACCGAGCAAAAUUCUGAGGAAAACGCACAAGAGUUGGGAGCAGCUGAGACGCCACGACCCAGAUGUUGAGAUCUCCGAAGAUCCUACGGAAAACUUGUUUGUGAGCAACAGCAGCGUUCUUUGUGGUGUUUCCUUGGAGGAACUCGAAGAAAUCUUUUACCCUUUCGAUGAAAAGGCUACCUUCACUGUUUUCCCAAAUAAAAGGCAAAUCGUACUCAUUUUGCCGACUGGUGCGGUUGUCGAGGAUCAGUUGGUGCCCAAAGAUCUUGUCUUAGUAGAGAAUUACAUAACAGAAGAAGAAGAGAAAGAUCUCUUAGAUCUGAUUUUUCAGCAAGAAGAUGCAAAGCCACUCAAACAUCGCGCUGUUAUACACUACGGUUACGAAUUCGACUACAGUAGGAACGCUGCAGUCAAACCAACCAAGCCAAUUCCUCCACUGAUCAAUCAGCUGAUCGACAAAUUAGUCGCCGAUUCUCAUGUUACCUACACACCCGAUCAAGUGACCAUCAAUGUUUACGAACCUGGACAAGGUAUACCGUCGCAUUAUGACACUCAUUCUGCAUUCGAGGAUCCUAUCGUUUGCGUAAGUUUGUGUUCCGAUAUCGUCAUGGAAUUCAAAGAUGGAGCGAAUUCGGCGCGGAUAGCUUCUGUGCUCCUGAAAAGGCGAUCAUUAUGCUUACUUCAAGGUGAAGCAAGAUAUCGCUGGAAACAUGGAAUUGUGAAUCGAAAGCAUGAUAUUCAUCCGAUAACACAUCGUGUGGUUCCUCGUCAGCUCCGAGUCUCAGUCACACUGAGAAAAAUCCGAAAAGAACCUUGUCAGUGCCCAUUCAAAGAAUUCUGUGAUUGGGAUAGAGAAGUCACUUUGAGAAAAAUUCGGAAUGAACCCUGUCAGUGCCCAUUCAAGGAAUUCUGUGACUGGGAUAGAGAAGGAGAGAUGUCAGUUCCAUCUGAUAACAAGUCAGCUUUACGUAUUGAGGGUCAAUAUGUCAACGACGUUUAUGAAAAUAUUGCUGCUCAUUUCGAUGAGACUAGGAUAUCAGGAUGGACUGCUGUUAAAAAGUAGCU